AUGAGGCGACGGCAAUAUCUGCUCAGCCCAAACUUCUCUGCCGCUUCCACACAACGGACGAACAUUCAGAGUUGCCAGAAUACUGGGAGUGCCAACGGAGCAGAAGAACGUGUACUGAUGCAUGUGGGCGAGCAGCAACGCCGAAUGGAUAACGCGGGAGACUUGUGGCACCGGAGAUGGACGUGCAGCACGCUCAAGCCGCAGGAACCACCCAGCAAAGGAAGACAGCAAGACAACAGCAGCGACAACAGCGACAACAGCAAAGGAGGCAAGGCGCAAGCACCGGUCACCACCUUCCACGUUGCGUCCAAGACAACAGCAGCGACAACAGCGACAACAGCAAAGGAGGCAAGGCGCAAGCACCGGUCACCACCUUCCACGUUGCGUCUGGCAUUCGACAGACCAUUCCGCGCCACUGCCAACAGAACAGCAAAGGCAAAACACACAACCAGUGGCACUGGCAUAGCCGCCAAAGCCAGCACCAUGUCCAACAACCAGGCCAACACCAACGUCCUCCCCAACCUCGGGCUCGCCCAUACGCACGGCAACAACGCACCCGGUGCCGUCAUGCACCAAGGUGGCCAGGCCACGACCGCAGCCAACACGGUCGCCGUCCAAGCAGCCGCAGCUCAAGGUACCGCGCCACUCACGGUCGCCAACUUGCAGGUCCACAACGCCGCGUUCGGCAACGGCAUGCAGGUCAACAACAUCAACGACGACCUCUUCUGCUUCAGCGAUGCCGAGCCCGAGUCCGACUCCGAGUCCGACUAA
This is a messenger RNA of Salpingoeca rosetta, 771 nucleotides long. RefSeq lists its product as uncharacterized. The coding region runs from base 1 to 771 and encodes 256 amino acids. The transcript is spliced from 7 exons. Lineage: Eukaryota; Choanoflagellata; Craspedida; Salpingoecidae. The record is from RefSeq and is a predicted model, not a curated record.